Messenger RNA from Drosophila ficusphila, 853 nucleotides. RefSeq names its product glycoprotein-N-acetylgalactosamine 3-beta-galactosyltransferase 1-like. Lineage: Eukaryota; Metazoa; Arthropoda; Insecta; Diptera; Drosophilidae. The transcript has 3 exons. The coding region runs from base 175 to 699 and encodes 174 amino acids. The record is from RefSeq and is a predicted model, not a curated record. Gene Ontology annotation, molecular function: N-acetylgalactosaminide beta-1,3-galactosyltransferase activity.
GACUGCUAGGGUAUAUAAGCCGAAGCUAGCUUCCUUUCUUGUUUAAUAUCAAAAAAUACAGCAAAAACCUUUCGUUUUCCAACAAUCUUAAUCUCAUAAUAGAGAACUUGCGAUCCUUUUUAUAUGUAAACAAUCCAAAGACCCCAGUUUAUUUUGGACAGAAGUUUCGAACUCAUGUUAAAGAGGGUUCUGAGCAAAAUGGCCCUGCACCGAUUUAUGAAGUUCGGAUUUGGCAACGGCAGCGUUUGCAGCAGUAAGACCUACGGCUACGAGGACGUGGAACUCGGAAGAUGUCUGGCGGCGGUGGGCGUGGUGGGCGGAGAUUCCAGGGACGAACUUGGAUUGGCGCGUUUUGUGCCCUUCUCUCCACUUCAGUGGUAUCCAGAUCCUCCGCAGUGGUACAAGCCACUGCUAUAUUAUACAACUCCAAACGUCACCAACGAUUGCUGCUCGAAUUCUGCCAUAUCCUUUCACUACAACAACGCCAAGGAGUUCUAUGUGCUGGAAUACAUAAUCUAUAAACUAAAAAUCUUUGGUAUCAGCAAAAGCCAGGAUAAAUUGCCAGCAAUGACACCCAUUUCUUGGACCACUUUUCACAACAAAAAAACAGAGCUUGGAAAAACGGCCCUCAAUGAAAUUUGGUCGGAGAAAAAUGCCAUAAGCUCAAAUGUGGAAACUAAGCCGAAGUUCAAGACGUAAUCUUGCUUUAAUUAAUUAUUAAGGUUCUAUUGACUGCAAUAUAAAAUGCCAAAGAGUAAUGCCAUUUUUCUUAGAAACGUUAUCAAUUAAAUCAUGUAUAUUAUAAAACAUAAUUGUUAAAAUCUAUCUAUAAACCAUACUGCUCUCUCCAUAA